Molecule: messenger RNA, 1090 nt
Organism: Aspergillus pseudonomiae
Lineage: Eukaryota; Fungi; Ascomycota; Eurotiomycetes; Eurotiales; Aspergillaceae
Product: carboxymuconolactone decarboxylase family protein
Exons: 2
Coding region: 291-971 (226 amino acids)
Source: RefSeq, a predicted model, not a curated record
ACCCAAACGCCCAUUUCCUCUUUCUUCACAAUAGAUCUCAUCGGCGUCGACUCUUGCCAUCAUGACUUCCUGGAGUAACCGCGAUAUAACCAACAAUCACCUCUUGCCAUACGUGGACUCCGCCACGGCUCCGGAGGAGGUCGGCGCAGCCCUGAAAACACUUCCCUUCGAGCGCAACAUCUUCAAGGUAGAUUCUCAAAUCUGUCCAUGAUCUUCUGAAACGAUAGGGCAAUGCACUAACAGCCGAUCUCCAGCUGGUCGCCAAUGCGCCCACCUUUUUCCCAACCUUCAUGAAACUUUUGACCUGUGCCUGGUCGCCCCAGCGCAGCUUGCGCUCGAAGGACUGGCAACUGGUCGUCUUGCGCACCGCGUCCCUGCUCGAUGCUCCAUACGAGUGGGACGUCAAUGAGCCCGUGGCCCGGGUCUUCGGGUACACCGACGCACACCUGGCGGGCCUCCGCUCCGGGGACUUGAGCUCGACGGAGCUCUUCUCUGAUCGCCAGCGACUGAUCAGUGCGGUGGUGGAGGAUCUUUGUCUGCGCAAUCGGGUGAACCAGGACACGGUGCUCAAAGCCAAGCAGGUCCUUGGGGAUGAGGCUUUGAUGGACCUGUUUUACACUCAGGCGAUCUACGCGUUUCUCGCCCGCACCAUGAACAGCUGCUUGAUUGACUUUGAUGCGCCGAUUCCGGGACUGGAGGAUAUGCUCCGGCAGUACAACGCAGCGAUUAUCGAACGCGAAAGUGCCUCUUCAAGAAUACCAUAUGUUUAUCCCCUGGUACACAUCCACAUGGGAAAAUCCAGUAUGUCGUGGGACGGUUGCGAUCGCAAGUCAAGCCUUUCAAGCGUCCCAAAAUACAUCGGUCGCCUCGUUGCAAACCGAAAACACGACUUUUCCUAUUCGGUCAAAGCCGAAGUCAAUACUGAUGACCAGAAUCUGCAAGAUGGUGGGGAAUCUGGAGAACCUCCGUGACUCGAGUUCGUGUCUAUUUGAAAUUGUUGUCUAUACUCGAGUUCACCGUGUCGCAGGCCAAGAACGUUGUACGCUAGUUUAGCUAGUGCCCGCUGAACAAUAGCCAUUCAGGGUUAAGC